This is a messenger RNA of Trichoderma gamsii, 2967 nucleotides long. RefSeq names its product mRNA 3'-end-processing protein RNA14. The transcript is spliced from 4 exons. The record is from RefSeq and is a predicted model, not a curated record. The coding region runs from base 1 to 2967 and encodes 988 amino acids. Gene Ontology annotation, molecular function: mRNA binding; protein binding. Gene Ontology annotation, biological process: mRNA 3'-end processing. Gene Ontology annotation, cellular component: nucleus. NCBI's taxonomy places the organism in Eukaryota, Fungi, Ascomycota, Sordariomycetes, Hypocreales, Hypocreaceae.
AUGGCUUCCGAAGGCACUUCGUGGGACGAUGAUGGAUUUGCGGCUGCCGAAGGCGCUCAUACUCAGCAUAGCGACGAACAAGUUGAUAACUUUGCUCAAGACUCUCAUGUGUCAGGUGAAUCAGCGGAUAAUGGAACAGAGGAUGGAGGGGAUUAUGACCCAGAAUAUGUCCCCGUUGAAACAGUUCUCCCAGACCCUCCUGUCCCUGAAGACGCCGCUUCCGCUGCCCCCGCUGUCCUUUCUCAACGUCCAACACCCAAACCAAAAAUGUCUGGUGGCUUCUUAGUGGAAGCCUCCGAUGACGAAGAAGACGACGAGGGAGACAACUCAGGCCUGGCCGAGCCCUCGGUAUCGCAGAGCCAAGUUGGUCAGCCCACUGAGAUUAAGGCCAAUGUUCCAGUUCCUCCUGCUCCCACUAAUGUUCCAUCCAACGUGACUGCAACGCCUAUGGCUAGCCUUGACCCGGUAACGUUAUUCGAGGCUCGCAUUAAAGAGGACCCUCGGGGGGAUAUGGAUGCUUGGGUGAAUCUUAUUGCCGAACAUAGGCGCAACAACAGACUGGACGAUGUUCGCAAGAUUUAUAACCAGUUUUUGGAGAACUUUCCCCAAUCGGCGGACAUGUGGGUAGAAUGGAUCGAGUUGGAGCUCGGCAUGGACAAUUUCGUCAAUGCCGAGCAGCUGUUCGGACGAUGCUUGAUGACCGUUCCGAACGUCAAGCUCUGGACCGUUUAUCUCAACUACAUUCGCCGUCGAAACGACCUCAAUAAUGAUUCGAACGGGCAGGCCAGGAGAACUGUAACCCAAUCGUAUGAGUUUGUAAUCGAUAACAUUGGCGUUGACCGGGACUCGGGGAAUAUCUGGCAGGAUUACGUCCAGUUUAUCAAAAGCGGCCCCGGACAGAUUGGAGGUACUGGUUGGCAAGACCAACAAAAGAUGGAUCAGCUGCGUAAAGCGUACCAUCGUGCAAUCAACGUACCCAUGUCGACGGUGAACAACCUGUGGAAAGAUUACGAUCAGUUCGAAAUGGCGCUCAAUAAAGUCACGGGACGCAAGUUUAUCCAGGAGCGAUCUCCCGGUUACAUGUCUGCGAAGAGUGGCAAUAUUGCCUUGGACAAUAUCACGCGGGGUUUGAAGCGUUCAAACCUCCCCAGAUUGCCACCAGCGCCUGGUUUUGAAGGUGAUCAAGAAUUUCGCGAUCAAGUUGCGUUGUGGAAGAAGUGGAUCGAGUGGGAGAAGGAAGAUCCGCUUGUGCUCAAGGCAGACGAGCCCAAGGUCUUUGCACAGCGAGUCCUGUAUUGCUACAAGCAGGCAUUGAUGGCUUUGCGCUUCUGGCCCGAACUUUGGGUCGAUGCGGCAGAAUGGUGUUUUCAGAACGAUGCAGGAGACGUUGACAAAGAAAUGGGUGCCGAGUUUUUGGUACAAGGCAUUGCUGCGAACCCUGAGAGCGUUUUACUAGCUCUGAAGCAUGCAGACUACAUUGAGUCCACGUCCCCACUGCGAGAAGGAGACAAAUCCGAGUUUGCCAAAGCUGUUCGGAAGCCUUAUGAUGAUGUCUUGAAUACGUUGUAUGCAAUGGGAGACAAGGCGAAAGAGCGUGAAAAGCUGGAAAUUUCCACUCUCCGGCAAGCGGCUGCGCAGGAGGCGCCUGUACAGCAGUCAAUCGAGCAAAACUACGAUGAUGAUCACGAAGAAGGGAUGCAACAGAAGGUAUCUACUGAGGAGCGUAUUGCCGUAAUCCAGAAAGGUUACGCCGCCGAGACCAACCUUCUCUCCCGCAUCAUUUCAUAUGUGUGGGUUGCCUUGGCAAGGGCAAUCCGCCGUAUCCAAGGCAAAGGCAAUCAAACAGAUGGCGGAUUGCGCAAAGUCUUCACUGAUGCACGACAAAAGGGGCGUCUGACCAGCGACGUAUAUGUUGCUGUUGCUUUGCUGGAAUCCGUAGUUUACAAAGAUACAGUUGGCGCCAAGAUUUUCGAGCGCGGAGCUCGCCUAUUUCCAAAUGAUGAAGGCUUCAUUGUCGAAUACUUGAAGUUUUUGCAUUCCAAGGACGAUACUACGAAUGCUCGAGUAGUUUUCGAGACUUGCGUUAACCGCCUUGUCGCCAACCCAGAGACACUUCACAAGGCGAAGCUUCUAUACGCAUAUUUCCAUAAAUACGAAUCUCAAUACGGCGAACUAUCUCAGAUCCACAAGAUCGAAGCGAGAAUGGCGGAGUUGUUCCCCGAGGACCCCAAACUCAACAUCUUUGCCGCCCGCUACUCGACUGACAAGUUCGACCCCGUCGUCGCCCCAGUCAUUAUUUCCAAGGCUGCACAAAUGCGGCCAAAGUUUGCCGCCCUCGUCACUGAGAAACCUGCAUCAACACGCAACAGCUUUCCCCCGCAGCGAGAGCUGAGCCCGCGGCCGCAGUAUGUCAGAGCUACUGCUUCUCCGAAGCGCCCCCUGGGUCCAGAUGACGAAGAGCUCAACCCCCCAAAGAGGCUCGCCAGAGGAUCAUCCCCUCUCAAAGGGGCGGCUGGCCGACGGCUCGACCAGCAGCGCCGCAACCAGUCAUCGGCCCUUCAUCGUGAUAUUACGUUCCUCUUGGGGAUUCUCCCUCCUGCCCAUACCUAUGACUCGCAACGACUCAGUGCAGCCAACAUGGUUUCUCUCCUACGCGAUACGCCGCUUCCAGACUACGGAACUUGGAAGGCACAAACCGGGGGACAAUACCGCUUUACCGCUCCAGUACACGGGCGACAGCCUUCAGGAGACUUUCCAAGGCCGAUCAGCCCGUAUGGCCGAAUUGCACCUGCAUCCAAUGUCUAUAGACAGUCGCCUCUAAGGACAGAGACCGGCGGCGCGUUCCCAACGAUUCCCUACGGGGCGACCGACGCAAGUGGAACUCCAACCCAAUGGCCUCCCGCGCCGCCACCAUCUGGAUUCGGCGCACCAGCUCCAGGCCAGUUUGGAGGGUAUCGCUUUCAGUAG